AGCCCAGCGUUCCCGUCGCGAGCGAUGGGCAAGCAUCGCACAAGAUACGCAGAGUAUUGUUCUUGGGGAUGGCAAGACAGACCAAGCCCUCAGUGGCGUCCGCGACUAGACACAUUUCACAUGAUAUCGGGCCUCAGAUUCUACUCAGCAGGCAGGGAACUACCUUUUAUCCCCAUUGUUCGCCGUCUCUUGCAGACUGGCGCAAGUCCGAUCUAGCUCGUAGACCGGACUCACCCAUGCAUUCCACAAUAAUCCAAUUCACGCCCUCUUCAACGCUUACCGCCGCUCGUAGGCUGCACAACAGCAAUGCCGAGCCCUCGGGUUCUCAACGCAGCCCCGCCUCUAUCCCGAUCGGUGUAUUAUCGUUCGCAUCGCCCAAGAGAGCCGGUGGUGGCUACCUCCAUGGUGGUAAUGAACAGGAAGAAGGCCUUGCUAGGUGUAGUACCCUUGUUGCAAGCCUCCGGACUGACCAAGCGAAAGAGUUUUACAAGACGCACAGAAGAUUUCUCAGCAUGGAUGGUGCCGGCAUCCAUGACCAUUCAAUGGUGUACAGCCCCGGUGUAGUCGUAUUCAGGGAUGAUGAUGAUGAAGCCGAAUCAAAUGCUGUCUCGACAGACCAUCCAACUAUACCCCCUAAUAAUCAAGAUUCUAACCAGAAAUCCACCUUCAUUCCUCCUUACACAAUUAAUGUCCUCUCCGCUGUCCCCGUCAAUGCCGCUGCAAUCAGACAGAAUUAUCUCAUCACUGCUUCUGAUGCACAUGUCUUUUCUGACGGCAUUUGUGACAAAAUGCGGGAUAGGAUGGCUCGUGCACUGAGGAUCUUUCAAACACGCGGAGAUCAAACAUUGGUGCUAGGAGCAUUCGGAUGUGGAUCAUGCGAGAACAAAGUGGAGAUGAUAGCGGAGCUUUGGGCAGAGUUGUUGGUGUGUGGAGAGAGGACAAGCGGAGGGGCGAAGGAGCACAAGAGCAAGGCGAAAUACAAGGAUGUUUUUGAAGAGAUAGUUUUUGCUGUUCCAGGGAAGCACUUCGAGCCCUUCAAGAAAGCAUUCGAGAUGCGAGUGUUUGAGGCAGAGUUAUCAGAUGCUGCAAGUGAUACGGAUGCUUAGUGAGAUUCGGUUUUUAUUUUGCAGUGAUGUUGAUGAUUGCUAUAGGAUAUGUAGGUUGUAAAGGUUAUUGUUGUAGCAUCAUAUCUGUGAUACCCUUCAGAUAUUUUUAUAUUCAAAUACAGUUAUUGUAUCGUUAGCAUCGCUGUCGGUGCACAAACAUGGAGUAGGGACUCCCCUAUUCUGGAUGGCGAAGAGCCUCGGAAUUCGAAUGCAAUUCUUGGUCAAUGGGCGAAAGUCGAAAUAUUCAGUUCGCAACCUCUCAGCAGCCCUUGUCAUUUGUCCGUCCACAUUUGGGACUCCAACGCCACUCACUUGUUUUCCUAGUUGUAGGCGUUGCUUGUUCUACGCUUCAACUUCCAGUCCUAUUGAGUAGGUUGCAAGACAAAUGGACGUCACCAGGAUAAAAUAAUGCAGUGCAGUGCCCCAUUCUGCAUUGAAGUAUUAUAUAUAAGCUUCAACCCCCAAGGCGACUUUUAUGGAUAUAGGUUCGGUCCGACAAGAUGCACCGCUCCCCAAUGUCACUUGAACAAACAACUGAUGAUCACUGAUUUCUCAACCCUCAAAGAGAACAAUAGCGACUUCGCGAAUGCGGAAUGUUAUCAUAUUCCACGGUAGCUUCCUCUUCACUGGUUUGCCCAUUCCAUGACUUCUAGAAGUGUCGCGCAUAGACUUCUGUACAGUGAUCAGAAACUCUGUCGCAAAAAUCCGUUUUUCAUGAUUUGGCCGAAUGCGACCUGAUAACGCUGUAAGAAAUUUGGAUAACAUAUUAGAUACAAAACGCUGCGGACAGGUUCGAU
This is a messenger RNA of Serpula lacrymans var. lacrymans S7.9, 1903 nucleotides long. RefSeq lists its product as uncharacterized. The transcript is spliced from 4 exons. The coding region runs from base 69 to 1106 and encodes 345 amino acids. NCBI's taxonomy places the organism in Eukaryota, Fungi, Basidiomycota, Agaricomycetes, Boletales, Serpulaceae. The record is from RefSeq and is a predicted model, not a curated record.